GCCCUCGCGACGCCGCCACCUCGGGAACAAGCCAUGGUGGCGGCGACGGCGGCAGCGGCGUGGCUGCUCCUGUGGGCUGCGGCCUGCGCGCAGCAGGAGCAGGACUUCUACGACUUCAAGGCGGUCAACAUCCGGGGCAAACUGGUGUCGCUGGAGAAGUACCGCGGCUCGGUGUCCCUGGUGGUGAAUGUGGCCAGCGAGUGCGGCUUCACAGACCAGCACUACCGAGCCCUGCAGCAGCUGCAGCGGGACCUGGGUCCCUACCACUUCAACGUGCUCGCCUUCCCCUGCAACCAGUUUGGCCAACAGGAGCCUGACAGCAACAAGGAGAUUGAGAGCUUUGCCCGCCGCACCUACAGUGUCUCAUUCCCCAUGUUUAGCAAGAUUGCAGUCACCGGUACUGGUGCCCAUCCUGCCUUCAAGUACCUGGCCCAGACUUCUGGGAAGGAGCCCACUUGGAACUUCUGGAAGUACCUUGUAGCCCCAGAUGGAAAGGUGGUAGGGGCUUGGGACCCAACUGUGUCAGUGGAGGAGGUCAGACCCCAGAUCACAGCGCUCGUGAGGAAGCUCAUCCUACUGAAGCGAGAAGACUUAUAACCACUGCGUCUCCUUCUCGACCACCUCAUCCCGCCCACCUGUGUGGGGCUGACCAAUGCAAACUCAAAUGGUGCUUCAAAGGGAGAGACCCACUGACUCUCCUUCCUUCACUCUUAUGCCACUGGUCCCAUCAUUCUUGUGGGGGAAAAAUUCUAGUAUUUUGAUUAUUUGAAUCUUACAGCAACAAAUAGGAACUCCUGGCCAAUGAGAGCUCUUGACCAGUGAAUCACCAGCCAAUACGAACGUCUUGCCAACAAAAAUGCUGGCAAAUAGAAGUAUAUCAAGCAAUAAUCUCCCACCCAAGGCCUCUGUAAACUGGGACCAAUUAUAACCUCAUAGGGCUGUUGUGAGGAUUAGGAUGAAAUACCUGUGAAAGUGCCUAGGCAGUACCAGCCAAAUAGGAGGCAUUCAAUAAACAUUUUUUUGCAUAUAAACCAAAAAGUAACUUGUUAUCAAUAAAAACUUGCAUCCAACAUGAAUUUCCAGCCGAUGAUAAUCCAGGCCAAAGGUUUAGUUGUGUUAUUUCCUCUGUAUUAUUUUCUUCAUUACAAAAGAAAUGCAAGUUCAUUGUAAAAAUCCAAACAAUACCUCAUGAUAUAAAAUAAAAAUGAAAGUAUCCUC
Messenger RNA from Nomascus leucogenys (northern white-cheeked gibbon), 1218 nucleotides. RefSeq names its product glutathione peroxidase 7 (gene GPX7). The record is from RefSeq and is a predicted model, not a curated record. Gene Ontology annotation, biological process: response to oxidative stress. Gene Ontology annotation, molecular function: glutathione peroxidase activity. Lineage: Eukaryota; Metazoa; Chordata; Mammalia; Primates; Hylobatidae.